AUGGACACUGCCGACAUUCAGGGAAAGCUGCUGGCCUACUUCAACCAGCUCAGCCCCGAAGCCCGCGACCGCCUCCUAGCCAGUGCCCCUGCCCAGGAGACACAGCCUCAACCCGCCUCGGGUUCAGGCAAUGCCCAGCCGGGACAGACACUGCCCACCAAGGCCCCGCCACCGGUGGUCACUGGCCAAGCCCAAGCCCAAUCGCCUGAAUCGGGCUCGACGCCCAAUCCAGCCCCGGAUGCCUCAGCCUCGUCCUUGCUCGCAGACGAGCUAGCCGAUAUGAAGAAGUCAGCCUCCACCCGCCGCGGGCAAAAGGCGAAAGCCCUCACACGCAAAGAUUGGGACUUCAUCGACCCAGCCCAAGGCCUAUCCUGGUCGCCCGACCAGAUCCGCCGAGCCCAUGGGGAUGGCCGCGUCAUUCCCAGCCUAGUUUUCAAAAAGGAUGGAGUCAAAGUGCCUGAGGCGCUUGUGAAGCACAUCGCCUCGACAGAGGCCGAGACAAGCCCAUCUGCCCAGCCCGGCCCACUGCCCUCGGUCUCCGAGACCCGCCCAGCCUGGGCCGAUAUCCAAGAGGAGGAGGCCCUCAACACGCCCUUGCCCACGAGCACCAGCGACGAGGACAGCCCUGUGAUCGAGGAGGUCAUAGGUUUCGGGGGCGUGCCUAUUGCCAUGCCCAAGAUUGUCAGCCCAUGGCCACCCAAGCAGCCCAAAGCACCUGCACCCGCAGAAUCACAGGUGCCGCCAGCCCCUCCUGCCAAGAGUACCCCGCCCAGCCCGGGGCAGAGCUUGCCCUCCGAGCCCACCAGCAAGGCUCCGCCUGAGCCAGAAGCCCGCCCAUCGGCCUCGCCAACCAAGCCCAACCCUCGCAUGACCAUGGUCUACGAGGGCAGGACCUGGCACAACUUUUGGGGGCAGGACCCGCCAGCCAAUGCCAUCUCGGUGGACUGGGACUCCUUCUGGUUCACUCUCGAGGAAGAGCCCAUGGCAGCCCAGCCCAAAGGUCCUCCCUCCUGCCCACCGCCCGCACAACCGCCUCAGCAGGCCCAAGAAUCCCAUCAGCCGCCGGGAACCAAGGCCCCGCCGCCGCCUAUGCCGCAGGAGCCAGAACCGGCCCACAAAAAGAUCAAAUGCUCCAUCUUCGGAGCGGAUGGCUGGAUCCUCAGGAAGGACCAGAGGGGUCGGGUGCACAUCACAGAAGCCGACUACGCCAGCCUAGAAGUGCGCUCCUUGGGGUUCAACAUUUGGGCCCCGCAAUUUGUCGCGGGCCCAGUGGUGCCUUUCUCCAUUAUCAGCCCACCGCCUACACAGCCGCAGUCGGCCCCAGCCCAGAAAGCCAACACCUCGCCUCCCACUGCCCAAGAGCAGACGGACUCGCAGAACGCCCAGACCCAGGAUGACUUCACGGACCUACUCGGCCUAGGGCAAGACUCCUCGGAUCGAGGCCUCCGCAACCCCUUCCCGAACCCACUGCGCACAGGAGGGGACUUCCGGCCCAAGGCAACCAGUGCCAGGUCCAUGCCCUGCCCACACUUGCUGAUUACGCCCAACGCCGAUAGACGCUACCGAGGCACCAGUGUGUGCCUACCAGAUACUUUCAAUCUGGCGCCCCACCUUCUCAAGGUCUUCUACGUGGACCAUCGAGAACGCCUACGAUGCAUGCGCCCAUGCUCAACACGCCCACACUGCCCCUUCGGCCUCGUGUGUGCACAGAUUAUGUCGGACACCGACAGUGAGCAUUUGGAUCACCUGUGCAGCCGCUGCGUGGAGUUUCGCAGAGCCCACGAAGACCCAUGGGGCUGGUUCCAUGCCUACGCGCCUUAA
This is a messenger RNA of Symbiodinium natans, 1821 nucleotides long. Lineage: Eukaryota; Dinophyceae; Suessiales; Symbiodiniaceae. The record is from the annotation of a GenBank genome assembly.